Messenger RNA from Cooperia oncophora, 213 nucleotides. The record is from the annotation of a GenBank genome assembly. Lineage: Eukaryota; Metazoa; Nematoda; Chromadorea; Rhabditida; Trichostrongylidae.
AUGGCUUUGAAGAAAGUACAAGAUGCCUCAAAAACAAUUUCGGCCGACAAACGGUACAAAGGUAUUAUCGAUGUGUUGGUUCGUGUUCCAAAGGAACAAGGCUUUUUCUCUCUGUGGAGAGGAAAUUUGGCAAACGUGUUGAGAUAUUUCCCAACACAGGCGCUCAACUUCGCCUUUAAAGACACGUAUAACGUGAUGUUUUUGAAAGGGUAA